Alnus glutinosa is the source of this 924-nucleotide messenger RNA. RefSeq lists its product as uncharacterized. Gene Ontology annotation, cellular component: endoplasmic reticulum membrane. The record is from RefSeq and is a predicted model, not a curated record. NCBI's taxonomy places the organism in Eukaryota, Viridiplantae, Streptophyta, Magnoliopsida, Fagales, Betulaceae. Bases 201 to 674 code for a protein of 157 amino acids. The transcript has 3 exons. Gene Ontology annotation, biological process: ceramide metabolic process; intracellular sphingolipid homeostasis; negative regulation of ceramide biosynthetic process.
AAGGUUGUAGCUUCAUUUUCAUCGGCGUCACGAAGAGACAGAGAGAGAGAGAGAGAGAGCUCUGCUUUUUGGUUAUUUUCUUCUCUUGCGGUUCGGGAUUCGACCCAUCAAAGCUACAGUCAGCAAAAACCAUUCUGGCACAUAAAUCGGUUUCCAAUCAAAGAUUUUGAUCCGGAAACGAAGAUUAAUUGAAAAUUUGGAUGGCGAAUCUGUACGUGAAGGCUGUGCCGCCGGCGGAUCCGAAUAAGAACACAGAGUGGUUCAUGUACCCAGGGGUGUGGACUACGUAUAUCCUCAUCCUCUUCUUCUCUUGGCUCCUCGCCCUCUCCAUCUUCGGCUGCUCUCCUGGCAUGGCCUGGACCAUUGUUAAUAUCGGCCACUUCGCUGUCACAUAUCACUUCUUUCACUGGAAGAAAGGAACUCCAUUUGCCGAAGAUCAGGGGAUCUACAAUAGGUUAACUUGGUGGGAGCAAAUAGAUAAUGGAAAGCAGCUGACGCGCAACAGAAAGUUCUUAACAGUUGUUCCUCUUGUACUGUACUUGAUAGCCUCACACACGACUGACUACCAGCACCCUAUGCUCUUCUUUAAUACCCUGGCAGUGAUUGUGCUGGUUAUUGCCAAGUUCCCCAACAUGCACAAGGUCCGGAUCUUUGGAAUUAAUGCAGAUAAGUGAAGUGCGGUUUGCAUCAGGAAAGAGUUAGAUUUACCUGCUUAAAACUGUUAUCCUUCACUUGUUCUGGUUAAAAGUUAUAUCUUUGUAUAGAAGUCAGAACCGGAAGGAUAUUCAAGUAUGUAAUGCUUUGUGCCGGUGUUUCUUCAAGUUCUCUUGUUUAUUGAAGAAAUAAUUGUAUUGAGUUAUCUUUGUACAGUAGAGAAGUUUGAUACAUAUGGAUUUUCACGGUGGCUUUUCAGUUGAUCACAUA